Diplodia corticola is the source of this 945-nucleotide messenger RNA. RefSeq names its product calcium homeostasis protein. Bases 1 to 945 code for a protein of 314 amino acids. The transcript has 5 exons. Gene Ontology annotation, molecular function: calcium ion binding; gluconolactonase activity. Gene Ontology annotation, biological process: L-ascorbic acid biosynthetic process. The record is from RefSeq and is a predicted model, not a curated record. Lineage: Eukaryota; Fungi; Ascomycota; Dothideomycetes; Botryosphaeriales; Botryosphaeriaceae.
AUGAGCGACAUCAAGAUCUACACCGUUGACGAGCCUUACCUCAAGAUUGACUGCGGCCUGGGUGAAGGCCCUUUCUGGGAGGAGGCCACAAACACCCUGCGCUUUGUCGACGUUGUCAAGCAGAAGGUCCAUGCCAUCGAUCUCAACAAGGGACCCCAGUCGCACAGAGUCCUCGCCGACCUCGACAUCUCCAUAGGGGUGACGGCCGACAUUGAAGGCGACAACGACCACUUCUUCUUCGGCGGCAAGCAUGGCUACGGCAUCCUCAACCGCAACACGAGCAAGUACAAGUACAUCCGGAAGUACUGGUCCGACAAGGAGAUUGCCGAGGGCAAGGAGAAGCUUCUCCGUGGAAACGAUGGCGCCGUCGAUGUCAGGGGCAGGUUCUUCGUGGGCACGAUGAACGACCCGCUGGUCAAGAGCCCUGAGCCCGAAGGCACGCUAUUCCGCCUGGACCCUGAUCUGACGCUGCAUCGCGUGCUCGAGAACGUGCACAUCCCGAACGGCAUGAGCUGGAGCAAUGACAACAAGACCAUGUACUACACCGACUCGCCGACCCAAAACGUCUUCGCCUUCGAUUACGACGUCGAAACCGGCUCCUUUUCCAACAAGCGCGUCUUCUACCAUGUGGAAGAGGGCGAGCACGGUGUGCCCGACGGCCACGCCCUGGAUGUCGAGGGCUACAUGUGGGUCUCCAUCCACGGCGCCGGCAAGGUCCUGCGCGUGUCGCCCGACGGCAAGAAGGUGGCGGAGAUCAGACUGCCAACUCGGUGCCCAACGUGCCCUGAAUUUGCUGGCGAAGAUCUGUACAUCACGAGUGCCGAGGAAGAAAUGCCCGACAAGUUCCCUGAGAGCACUAAGCUGCACGGUAGCCUGUUCAAGGUGCACGUAGGAGUCAGGGGCGCCCCGUCGUAUCGCUUCAAGUACGAUGGCGAAAAGCCAUAG